AUUUGAAUUCAAUUUUCUUUAGAUAUUGAUUUGGAAGUAUUCUUCGAGGCAACUGAAGAUUGGAAUUCUGCCAUGACCUUGAGUAACAGUAUGGCUUUCAUCAGUCAAUUUGGGGAGGUACGUUUAAAAUCAGUUGUAGUGAAGCAUAGUUUUUGGGGGCCGAUUGAUAAUCUAAUCAUUGUAACGUUCAAUAUUUUCUAUUUACCUGUUUCGACUGUGUUUGCACCACAAACGAAUCGCGAAAUUAAAGUACAACCCUGGUGGUGGUGUAGAGGAAGUAUUGAAGUACCUCAACGAGUCCAAGAAGGCGGUUCUUGUAGCUCAAAGUGCGUUGAAGCGAAUCAUUGACACUUUGCAUCUGGAAGGGGUCUAGAUAGAGGUCGUUUUCUAUAAUUCCUCGAGUAAGAGUACCGAAACCUUGCACCAUUCUCUAUACAACGAAUACUGCUCGAGGGGAAAAAUAUUUUCCCUGCUACCUCAACUUACGACUAACUAACAACUUCUUACGCCCAAGAAUGACAGUGUGUCGUAGACAUAGUAAUGCCCAACUUAGUUUCGUUAGCAAUUGAUUAUUUAUUUUUUCUUAGCGUUACUCGUGUAUGAAAUUCAAUAUGAUCGUAAACUUAUUCGAACUGGCUUGUAGCGUAGAGAGCAAAUGCAACCUGGCUUCCGAAUCCUGCAGCAAAUCGCAAUGCAUAUCGGCAAGCAUACGCUCCGCCCUUCGAAAUGUUCAGAUCUCCAAGAUAUUCAUCUUUCACUUCAUAGUUUGGAACAGGUGGGACAGUCUGGCGCAUAAGUACUUCCACAGCGGUGACGUCCUCAAACGAAACUCCCAUUGGAUGACCAGUGUACCCUUUUGUAUUCAGAAUCAACAGCUUGGAGAGGAGUUUAUCUCCGAAGGCAUCACGCAAGGCGGCGGCCUCAUUGCCGGAGCAGCUGCUGGCACUGGAAGCAUGGGUACAAGUCUCGUGAGAAAAGUAAACUCCAUGAGUUGCGAUUUCUGCCUUGCUGAUGCCAUGGAUUAAUUCAAUGUCGGUUAAGAAACGCUUCAGUUCGGAAGCAAUGUGCUUUCUAUCGAGCGCAGCACCGUGGAACGCGGAAUUCGAAUAUUGUGUCGCAAGCAACCUUGCUUUAAUUUCAAAAGGAUUCGGGGAGUUCUUUUGCCGUUCAAGACUGCUCAAUUCGGUUUCUAAUACCAAACCGAUUCCACCUGCACCCAUAAUCAUACCCGAUCUACGCUUAUCGAAAGGAAGGGCUGCGUCCUUAACAGCGCCCUCUGUCGUUGCCGCACCGAGUGCCCGGAACCCGGAACCCAACCAUGGGAACAGAGUGUCACCAGAUGCAUUGUCACCAGCAACAACCACAACACGUUCUGCUCGUCCAGAGAUAAGCAUAUCCUGUGCCAUGGCAAUAGCUUGGGUGGUUCCGGCGCAUGCUGCAUUGGUUUGAGUAUUGGGACCUCUGCACCCUGCCAGCUGAGCGAGCUGAGCGUUUCCGAGGACGAGCACUCGGAAAAGGAACUUGCGGUCGAAUACGUACUCUUGGCUUUUCUCUCCAUCCGUUUCCCCGGCUCUAGCCAUGAGACGGGCGAAUGAUGCUUCGUCGUCCUCGGAAAGCUCUCUGUCGGGAGAGGAACGCAGCAUGCGGCUCCUCAGGGCGGUCACGAGUCUCAUCGUCGGAGCCGCACCCACCGUCUUCGAUUGUAGAAAGCGCAUGACUUCACCUACGGCUGCAUCCAUAGCAGGAAAGCUCGAGGCAUAGACAACUCCUGUGCAGUCGCGAUACUGCUCGGGAAGCAUCCACUCCUUUGAGUCAUUCGAUUUUCCACUGACCAAGCCUGCCGACUUCAGUGCUUCCAUACCGGCUGCAACCGCUACCUGUGCGGCAAUGUCCAUAGUUUCCGCAAGACCCCGGGGCACACCAUACGAUGCCGUCAGAUCAAAGGAGCCGAGCAUGCCCGCAAGCUUGAUAACUU
This is a messenger RNA of Pseudo-nitzschia multistriata, 1975 nucleotides long. NCBI's taxonomy places the organism in Eukaryota, Bacillariophyta, Bacillariophyceae, Bacillariales, Bacillariaceae. The record is from the annotation of a GenBank genome assembly.